Messenger RNA from Tachyglossus aculeatus (Australian echidna), 687 nucleotides. RefSeq names its product succinate dehydrogenase complex assembly factor 2 (gene SDHAF2). Gene Ontology annotation, cellular component: mitochondrion. The record is from RefSeq and is a predicted model, not a curated record. Lineage: Eukaryota; Metazoa; Chordata; Mammalia; Monotremata; Tachyglossidae. Gene Ontology annotation, biological process: mitochondrial respiratory chain complex II assembly; protein-FAD linkage; mitochondrial electron transport, succinate to ubiquinone.
ACCUGUGCCUUGUCCAGACAGGCUCUCAUGCCUUCCUUCUUCCGAGGUCCGCCUCCCAGACGUUCCUAUCGGGGCAACAGCCCGGCAGAUUCCCAGAAGGACAUGCUUGAAAUCCCUUUACCCCCGUGGCAGGAGCGAACCGACGAGUCACUGGAGACCAAGCGAGCCCGCUUGCUCUAUGAGAGCAGAAAGAGGGGCAUGUUGGAAAACUGCAUCCUGCUCAGCCUCUUCGCCAAGGAAAAUCUGCAGCACAUGACGGAGAGACAACUGAACCUCUAUGACCGGCUGAUCAAUGAGCCCAGUAAUGACUGGGAUAUUUAUUACUGGGCCACAGAAGCCAAGCCUGCCCCGGAGAUAUUUGAAAACGAAGUCAUGGACCUGCUGAGGGACUUCGCCAAGAACAAAAACAAGGAGCAGAGACUGCGGGCCCCAGAUCUGGAGUAUCUCUUUGAAAAGUCACAUUAAGCUCCCUUAUGGGCAUGUCAUCGUAGCCACUGGGCCUCGAGGGCUUCCCAGUGGCCCCUGGUUAUGGUUCCCUGCUCCUCGUAGGCAGUACCGUCUCUCUGUCUCAGUUCCAUUCACCCAGCCAAAAUAUCAGACAGUCCUCCCAGUUGGAAGUCCCAUUUCCCAGAGCGUGACACUAAAAGUGAAGUGUGGUUCCUUAUAAAACGAUUCCUUGUGUCUUAC